AUGGGUGGCACUCAGCGCCCGGCACCCCCCUCCUCCGUGGGCAGGCACAGGGUGCUCGGCUUCCACGAGAAAAAUGAAGAUUUGGGGCAGUUCCCUGCUCUGCUGCGGGCAGACCCACCGUGCCAGCCCGUCCCCUCUGCCCGCAGCGAGCUCAUCCUCUCCAACAUCCACGUCUCCGCCAACGGCGAGUGGGAAUGCGCCGUCUCCACCUCCCAGGGCAACGUCAGCAAGAAGGUGGAGAUCGUGGUGCUGGAGACCUCCGCGUCCUACUGCCCUGCCGAGCGGGUCACCAACAACCGCGGGGACUUCAUAGGGACCGGCAGUGGUCUGGCCAUGGGGUGGGUGUGUGCCACGUACAGUGUGAGCGGUGUGUGCCGGGCUGGGGGGCUCGCCGCAGGUGACCGGGCGUCUGGUAGCGAUUAGUGGAUGCAGGGAGCGUGAGCGCCUUUGAAGGGCUUCCCGUGCCGGCGGCGCAGCGCGGCUCCAGCAGCAGAGAUGCCCAUCAACGCCUCCAACGCGCUGACCCUGGCUCACCAGCUCCGCGUCUACACCGCCGAAGCCGCCAACUUCUCGGACAUGGUUGAUGUCCUCUACGUGGCCCAGAUGAUAGAGAAGUUUAUCGGCUACGUGGACCAGAUCAAGCAGCUGACGGACGUGAUCGUGGAGAUGGCCAGCAACAUCAUGCUGGUGGACGACCACAUCCUGUGGAUGUCGCAGAAGGAGGAGAAGGCUUGCACCAGCAUCGUCCGCUCCCUGGAGAAGAUCGCUGCCCACACACUCAGCAGCAACUCCCAGCACAUGGCGGUGGUGAGUGGGGGCUGCCUGGAGAUGGGGGGCUGGGGGGGAAGACAAAGUGGUUGGGCCGGGGGUCGGGCCGGCCGUCCCCCCCUGGCCGAGCGGGGGUCCGAGCCCAUGCCCGACCAACAGCUGAGGCUGCGCUGCACCACGGGGCGCCCCAAUGUCUCCCUGACCAGCUUCCACAUCAAGAACAGCAUCGCCCUGGCCUCCAUCCAGCUGCCCCCCAGCCUCUUCGCCAGCCCCGUCCGCACCGCGCCGCUGGCCGACUGCAAGCUCCAGCUGCUGGUCUUCCGCAACGGCAAGCUCUUCUGCAGCACAGGCAACUCCUCCCGCCUGGCCGACGAUGGGAAACGCCGCAGCGUGGCCACACCGGUCAUCUACGCCGGGACCUACGGCUGCGGAGUGGGGAACCUGUCGGAGCCGGUGGCCGAGCUGAGCGGUUUCCCCAGCGAGGCGCAAGGUGCCGUGGAGGUGCUGCACCCGGCCAUGUACACCUGCACAGCCGUGCUGCUGCUCUGCCUCUUCACCACCAUCAUCACCUACAUCGUCAACCACGGGUGAGCGAGCGUCUCGGCGCCGGCUGCAGCUUGGGGGCUCCCCCUCAUCAUCUGCGGCAUCACGGCAGCGGUCAACAUCCACAACUACCACGACAACAACCCCUACUGCUGGCUGGUGUGGCGGCCCAGCCUGGGGGCUUUCUACGUCCCCGUGGCUUUCAUCUUGCUUGUCACCUGGAUUUACUUCCUCUGCGCCGGGCUCAGCCUCCAGUGCCGACCGUCGCGCCGGAAAGAUGUCCCUGAGCCACUGGAGCCGCCGCCGCGGUUGGGGGGUGCCGGUGACCUCCUGACGGACUCCGGGUCCAUCUCGGUCACGCUGAACUCAGGACCUCCCUGCCCCGAGGCGGACGGUGUCUACUCUCUGCAGGUGCAAUUCUGGGCGCUGGUGACCACCCAUGCCUUGUACGUCGCCUUGUGGACGUUCGGCGCCAUGGCCGUGUCCCAGCGCUGGUACCUGAACAUCGUCUUCAGCUGCCUCUACAGCAUCACCGCCGUGGCGCUGGGGCUCUUCAUCUUCGUCCACCACUGCGUCCGGCGCCGGGACGUCCUCAACUCCUGCCUGAGCAAGCUGCUGCUGAGGGAGUCAGAGAGCAGCUUCUCCGUCUUAAAUGUUUUUACAUGCAAAAGUGUUUAUCUGCGUGUGUUAGACGCCAGCGUUUAG
Messenger RNA from Charadrius vociferus (killdeer), 2016 nucleotides. RefSeq names its product G protein-coupled receptor 124 (gene ADGRA2). Gene Ontology annotation, molecular function: G protein-coupled receptor activity. Gene Ontology annotation, cellular component: plasma membrane; Wnt signalosome. The record is from RefSeq and is a predicted model, not a curated record. Gene Ontology annotation, biological process: cell surface receptor signaling pathway; sprouting angiogenesis; G protein-coupled receptor signaling pathway. NCBI's taxonomy places the organism in Eukaryota, Metazoa, Chordata, Aves, Charadriiformes, Charadriidae.